This is a messenger RNA of Paramuricea clavata, 31974 nucleotides long. NCBI's taxonomy places the organism in Eukaryota, Metazoa, Cnidaria, Anthozoa, Malacalcyonacea, Plexauridae. The record is from the annotation of a GenBank genome assembly.
CUGAAACAUCCAAAUGAACGGAGUUGACCAGGAUUAUAUCAUGUUUUUAUCGCAUUGAGAAAAUUAAAGGGCUCCGCACAACUCGAUCGUUCCCUGCUACGUUUAUUGAAACAAAUGAUUGUUAUUCGCCUUUACUAGAAACGCAUCGCAAACGAUGAAUAUAAAAUUUGUAAAUACAGGAGUCAAUAAAACUUGAUAAGGUAUGUAAUAUUGCAUUUGAAUAAGUAAGAUGUAUAACUAUACGAGUACUUGGUCCUUUGAUAUAUAAUCGGUGGGAUUAUAGUCAAAAUUAUAUUGAUAUCAUCCUACUAAGGUUUGCUGUCAUCUGUGUCUACUAUUGUAUCAUAUUAUCUGUGAAUAAUUAAGAUUGAGAAUGAACACUGUCAUGUUUCGCGUUCAGCAGAAUUUAUCAGGCUUGCUAAAUGCAGUACUUAAGUACAUGCACUAUAUAUAUAUACUGCAUGGAUAUUCUAUAACGCUAUGCUUAAAAUAGUGUGCUUAGCUCACACAAAAUUUCGCACAAGUGUCUCCUUUCACAGCUCCAUUUAAAUUUGAACAAUUCCUCAGUAUUCGUAUAAUGCCAAUGUUCUUAAUAUAAAUGAUGACAUAAUGAUACCAGUGUAUGCGGGUUAAUCAGUCGAUCAGUACAGUCUAUGUUACUGGCCGUUACUGUUGUCAUUCCCACUUAUAAAACACAUGUCUCAGUGACUUCGUUACGUUCAAGGGUUAAAAACGUCGUAAAAUCUUUAUAGCUUUUUGGAUAGAGGAUAAUAGUGUAUAUUAAAUUUAACACAGUGCCGGAUUUCAAAUCAGUUUGAUAAUUACACACUGGUUGUACAUAUAAAGGUUUACAAAUAUAUCCUGAAAUCCUUUACAGUAGUCCCUUCGCAAAUACCGAAUUGUACAGAAAGCCUGAUAGAAUUUCAUAUAAUUUGACAUGAAAAGUAUAAAAACACUGGUAAAAUCAUUAAUUUAUUAGUAAUUGUAGGACAUACUUCAGCAUAGAAAAAAUCUCACCGGCUUGAAGGCAAUGAAAGAAUUGAUGAUUUUCCGACUGUCAUAGGGAUCAAUUCUCCGUAAUAGUCCGGUGGCUCUAUAUGAACUGGAAUGAACAUGCACGCCAAAUUGUUAAAAAAGCAGUGAAAAUGGUAUUUAUUCUAACAUCACUGACACGAGCUAACGCUGAUACAGAAACGCUUUGUCAAUGUUCUCUGCUAUCACAACACUAGUUCUGGUUUGCUUGCUAAGUGUGGCAUUUCACAAUAUUCUUGCAUAAUAUUCUAUAAGUGAACUGAAGGGUCCAAAAAGGGCAUUACGAAUUUUAUUAUCAUAAUCAAGUUUCUGUCUACCGAAGCUCGAAAUCUUACUUGAAAUUAUAUGUGAACAAUUCUCUGAACUUUCAGAAAUUGAGCGAAUAUGUUUUUAUCAAAUAAACCCUUGUUAAUGGCCUAUGGUACGAGGGGAGAAAUGUGAGUGUUAAUCUUAUUCACUCUUGCUUUUUGUUAAAUAGCAUUUUCUAAUAAAAAAAGCUUUUAAAGUUAAUGGAUCAAACUGACAAGGAGAGUAAUGAAGAACAAGAGAAGCAACAUGAUAAGUCAUACCACGUCAAUGUUCGUGGCAGCCAGCCGGCAAUUUUUGGAGAUCAUACGACCGUGCAACAUGUUGAGGAUAAAAGGAAAAUUACAAUUAAUAUUAUUCGUAAGUAACGACACACCUGGUAAGCAUUUUUAUAUUUGAAUGGUUAAUGUAGCCAUCGACACAAUUAAGGCCGUUUUACGUGCACUUCAGUCGCAUUGUACCGAAGCGUAUUUUUUUGUUUCCUCAUGAGCAUUAGAAUGGAACUAAUGACUUUGACACAAAAGAAAAUGCUACGAUACGUCACGAUACGGUUGAAGUGGAAAUUGGCUUUACUUGUUUCUUUACAUUGGCAGAUCCAUCGGCAUGUUCAAGAAUUUAUAAUAAUUAUAUUGAAAAUCAAUGUGUAUUACUGUAAGUGUAUAUUUGCCGUUUCUGUGUUUAAAUCAACUAAAUAGUUAUCCAGAUCAUUUUGUGCUUUCUUUUCUUAAAAUGGUUAUUUAAAUGUAUAAUUUAGUAAGUAUGACCAUACACCGACUCAGUUUGUUUAUAUAUACCCGGAACCCUAAAUUCAAGUCUUUUUCAUCGGAAAUACAACUGAAGUUAAAAUAAUUCAAUUUAUACAUACAUACAGUAAAAAUAUAACAUAAACUUUAUUAUAUAAUACCUUAUUAAAUUCUAAUCAUUUAAUUGGCUGUUUAUGGUCAUGUGAUAUUGAAUAGAAAAUUCCAUUUCCCAAGAGUGCAAUGGAACACGUUCCAUUGCACUCUCCGCGAGUGCAAUGGAAUAAAACAUAUAGUACAAUUGCACUCUUUGUGUUUUCGAUAAAUCGCAUCCCUCAAAAUGCUUCUCAUACGAAUCUAUUAGUCUAUUUUGGUAUUAUAUAAAACAAAUAAUGAAUUUUUCUUCGUGCAAUGGUAAGAAUAUUUUCAUUCGGUGAAAGAUGGAAUGUUCCAUUCAACUCGGCUGUCGCCUCGUUGAAUGGAACAUUCCAUCUUUCACCUCAUGAAAAUAUUCUUACCAUUGCACUCAUAAACAUUCAUUAUUUGUAUAUUUAAACACGGGAAAAACCAUGAUCAGUAAAUCAAAACUAUUGCUAUUUACAAGUUUGUAAGUAUAAAAAUAAAUGCAAUGGACGAGACAGGAGAGAAGAGAUAAAUAAACCAAAUUUUAUUUCAAACGCUGAAAAUUGGCGCCAAGUUGAGAAAAAGUUAAAAUCCCAUCUGCCAGGAUGCCAUACAGUUUUCAAUUUGAUUUUUUUAGUGCAAACCAUAGGUGUAAACACCUAGAUCGGAGGUUCAAAACUAGGUUAUUGUUAUCCUUGGGUUAAAAUGAAACCCGAUAUUAUUAGAAAUUAACAAUAUAAUCGUAACGUGCAAGCCGCAACUUGCAACUAGCGGCUCGCACUUUUUAAUGCAUGUGACACAUGCCUAACAUAACAAAAGCAUGGUUGAUGAUAACAUAUUCUAUGCACAUGCUUCAAUCCCACUAACUUCCCCCUAGUUGCGUUGCAUGUUUAAGAAAUGCACGUGCAUAACAUUAUAUUGUGUAUGUAGCAUAUAGUCGAUCUACUAUGCUUUUUGGCAGGCACAAGUGCAUGAAAUAGCAUGCAAAGCAUCGUUCUUUUAAAAUGCCAUACUAUAGUCAUAGUUGACAGUGACCGAACUCUCGAUGCCAUGUCUUCGUGUCAUUUACCUUAUAGACAAAUUUUAUUCAAACAAAAAGUGAACAGACGAAACGCACCCUGUAAGUUUAUAUUAUACCAAACCGAUCGACAACAAUUGAGAUGAAAUUGAUUCGCUUUUAACGCUUGAAAUGAAUUACAAAUUAUUUGUAACAAGACGCCGACUCGGCGUUAACCUCGGGUCGGUGGAUAGGGGAUCGUCUGGUAAAUAUCCAAAAAUUGUGUAAAUCACGAUAGUUUAAUAGUUCACUUGUAUAAAUGGUGAAUCAGUUAAUCAAAGCUCCGUUUUAAUAUUUUAUUGAUAAUAAUUACUGGCCCUCAUCAAACCUAUUGUUUUCUCUCUGCAUUAUAUCAGCAAAUGUCGAGAAGUUUUCAUUUAACGUUCUACUGAAAAACGGGAGCGGCUUUUUUGAUUGUAUAGUGAAAUUCCGGCUCAGGGGUAAAUGUUUAUACGCGUCAUAUUCUAUGUACGCGUUAAAAUAGCACACAACAUUAUUAAAAAUAAUGCAGCGUGCAUCAGUGCACACAGACAUAUGCAUUAUUAGCAAUAAUGCAUCUUCGUCACCCUGACAUGUACACGCGAUAACGUGAACAUCCCAAGAUGAGAAGGUGACAGUGCUAAAGGCCCCCCAUACGGUGUCGUCGGGUGCCUGAAGCACUGUUGGAAACGGUCGCUGUGAGUCUUUUCAGUUCAAUUUUAUAGAGAAAUAGUUUUGUUUGCGCUUGUGGGAUUUUAUCCUAGAUAUACGCAUGUGCAGAAUACACCAUAAGUUCUAUUCCCGUGUUUAUCCAAUACGCUAUUUGAGUAAACCUUAUCAUUAAUGAUAUGUAAACUAGAACACUAUAAUUGACCUGCGCUUGUGGAGAUUUUAAUUUAGGGCGAUUAAUUAAACUGAAAUCUGUUCUAUCACAAUGCACUACAGUGCCUAUGGUUAUGUCUAUAUGCAUGUCCUCACAAAUGUCUAGUGUAACGUUGGAUAGGUUCAUUGUCAUACGGUCCCGACAAGCAGCAACGUACAGUAGUCUUCCAGCCGAAAAUAAUUACUUUUGAUUCGGGUCAGUGAUUAUAAUAGAUAACAAGUGAAAGUUGGCCGCGGUAUUCCCAUGCUAUGCAUACGAAGUAUUGUGCAUUAUAUCAACAUAUACUCGAGAAUAGUUAUCCAGCUAAACAUGUAUGUCAAAAUUAUCACAUCUUCUGGUUUUAAAUCAACAAUUCUGACGGAUUUUGUGCAAGGACAGCUUCGUGUUCCGUUUCGCUUUGGCCGAUGCUUGCCGGAAGUACACUUAUUUACCGGAUGUUGUCGUCUCCUCCGCAGGCCUUCGAUCUUCGACUACGCGCGCGGCUCGACACAAAUGGAAAAAAAAACAAGAAAAAAAAAAAAAAAAAAAAAAAAAAUAGGAGCCGAAUUUAAGACCUCGGUGUCGUACCGACCCGAGGUAAUAAGCAAAUUCAGUAUGUACGGUAUAGUUAAGACCAGCCAGAAAUCAACAGACCAUACAAUGAAUACAAAAUACACAAAAACAACUGCAUCGUUACCGGAUUAUAUAAACUGACCAAUGAGAUUCCCCGUAUUUAUAGCAUCAUGCAUGCAAAGCAUUCUCAGGGAAGCCGGGAAGGGGGGAGGGGGCGCAGAGGGGCAUCGCCCCCCUUGCUCUUUAGUAAGGGGGGCAGGUGGGGGCGAAAGUGCCCUUAGAUAAAAAUUCUAACCCGGUACAAGUGUACAACGAUUAAAAAGUAUGAAUUACGGGUGAAAUAGACGUAAUAUUGAAAUAUACGCGAAAUUUUCUGGAGUAUUUUUUAAAAAGUGGGUGAUCAGUUAACUUUCGAAAUUUUUCUGCCCCUGUUUUGGUGAAUUAAGGUUACGGAAAAAAUUUUCGGAAACACAAUAUUAAUUAGUAAUUGCCCAUACGUCAACAUUGCCCCCCUGUGCCCUACCCUCGCUCCGGCGUCCCUGAGCAUUCUCCUCGGUUAACAGCGAUGCAUUCUGGUCGGUCAACAGCAGUGCAUUCUGGUCGGAACAACGGAAGUAAAAUCUUACUUUCAGAGCUCAAUACGAAUUAGCACUGCGGACUUGCUCUCUUGCUUCAGGCUUGCUCCCUGCGUCUCCAAUAAUAUUGCGUCAGAUUUGCCGCUCAAUCGGAACGCGCGAAAGCGAGGAAUGCAAAAUUUACACUAAACUUUAUUAUUAUAGAUUUGCAAUUUCAGCUCAAAUUUUGAUAUCAUUUCGUCUUUGAUUAAACACAACAUUGAUGCCCAACACCGGAUUUAAAAAAUAGGAGCAAUGAAUUAACAUUACCGAGAAAAUCUCGAUUGCGCAUCAGUUUUCCAGGUUUCUGCCCCAGAAUUCCGCGUUCCGAAUAUGCAUGAAAAGUGUGAUGACAUCGUGGAAGAUUCUUUUCCUCACAUUUGCAAACGUACUGCUUAAAGCAACAGUAUUAACGCUUUCAAUUCAGAAGGAUGUCUAAGGCUUUCUCUUGCUCAUUUUACCUUAUCCCUUCAAUUUUUCCAAUCCGUUUAGUAUCCAAUCCUGUCAUUUCCAAAUAUUUACGAUGGCGGAAAUCCUAACCACUUUAUAAUGCAUAAUUAUUAUGCAGAAAAGAUAUAGACAGUACGUAACUUUUGGGGGACUUUAGGGAAAAUCCAAAUAAUAUCGACAAUCUUAAAAAGAGCAUGCACAUGUGUAAAUUAUGGCGUAAAAUAUAUUAUAUAAUUUGACAUAAAUUUCAGGUAUAAUUUUGAAUAUAUUUCUUAAUUUAGCAAUUUCGGAUCCUAGUACCGGCGUUUAUGACGAUCGACGGGCGAUAACAGGUAAUUAGUGUACAAGUACUGCACUACAGGGUGUAUAAAGAAAGGAGACCUUUAGAAAUCAAGCAUAUUGUUAAAAUUUGAAUGCCUUUUCAAUUGCAUAUAUGCUGAACCGUAGUGCGUGAAAUAUUGAUGGGUGCAUAUAUUAGAAAAAGGAGACCUCCAUAGAAACUGAAAUAACGUUUAAACAAAAGACUGUCUGCUCAUGGGACAAUCUUCCAUGCAUACUGUACGUAGAUCACAUGUUACACACUCGUGGGCUUAGCAAAGUGCUCCAUGAUUCCAAUUAUAACAAUGGUUGAUUUCUAAAGGUCUCCUUUUUCUAAUAUAUGCAUUCCAUCAAUAUUUCACGCACCACGGUUCAGCAUAUGUGCAAUUGAAAAGGCAUUCAAAUUUUAACAAUAUGCUUGAUUUCUAAAGGUCUCCUCCUUUUUUUAUACACCUUGUAUACAGUAGUAUUGCUUACCAGAUUUGUUUAAUUGGGGAAGCCUUUAAUUCGUACCCCCGAUCGGCGUCAUCAAGAAGAAAAGAUUAGGUAAGAUUUUGACAUUGUGAAUAUAUUUAGUGUUUGUUUGCGAUCCAUUGGAAAAAAAACUCAGUGCCUUAAUUUUCCAAGAUGUGAAAGGCCAAUUAUUGUACAGGGUGUCCCCCAAAAAAGUGACAUUAUAGAAAUUAUCCUAUUGUUAUAAUUUGAAUGCCGGAGUACUAUGCUGAACACAAGAGUGCGUAAACACAAUUGAAUUGAAUUUUUAAUUACCAGGCGCAUGAUAUCCUGUGCUUAACAACAAUAGGAUAAUUUCUAUAGUGUCACUUUUUUUUGGGUCACCCUGUAUUGCAACAAGGCGCGUGCUGAUGUGUGCAUUCCAACUGCGAUGGGCAGAAACGAAAUAUUUAAAUCUUGUAGGUCAUUGUGGUGUAUUGCACCAUGUUCAUCUUAGCGCAGCUUGAAACAUUGCGCCAGAUUUGCAGUUUCAAAUUAAACAAGUAUAAAGAGGAACAAUUCCGUAGCCACCCUUUUGGAAGAGCAACUUCGUGGAGUCGUAGUCUACCAAGGAAUGAUGGCCAGGAAACUAAACAGAAGUCAUUGCAUUAUGUUUUUGUUUGAGUUUAUGUUAAUUCGUGCACGGCCACGGUGAUUGGGCUCGUAGCAUUUUUCAAUAAUGAAGGAAUCGUCCAAUAAGGAUAGCUGAGAUGAAACGUGAGAUAAAGGAUUCGUGCACGGUGAGGUGCAGUUCAACAACAAACAAACGCCUUUCAUUUUGUAGCGGUAAAGUUCGCUGGAUUUCCACACCAUUAUAUAUAUCUGGACAAACCAUGGUGGAGAACCGCGGUAUACCUAGCUUUUUAAUCCUUUUGUUUUACCAUUUCUGAUUAUUAGGUCUUUAUUGGUAAACAUGUGCGUACUCGAGCUAGGUGUACCGCGAUUCAUGAUCCACGAAAAAGCAAAUUAAUAGUGUUAAAUCGAUAUUCAAUAGGCUUUUAGUAUAAGCUAAUCUUUGGCAGGCCGAAUAAAAAAGUCAUCUUAUAUCAAUCAGAUCAGUGUUCAACUAUCAAAUUUACUUAUUUAAGUUUAAAUUACUGAAUAAUUUUAUUUCGGUCAUGAGACUUAUUUGCUUUCCCUUACAAGGUAAUAUAGGCUAGGAAACUUACAACAGAACAUUAGACUUGUUGCGUUAAUCAUUUAUAAAUAAACGUAACAAAAUUCGUAAACAUUAUAAACAUUCAAAGUGAACUUGCCUUAUAUUUCACAAUUUACGAUCGUAAAUAGAUUUUUAUUUAUUUAUUUAAAAAUUUUAAAAUUCUUUAUACACGGUAGCUUAUCAAGCUAUUUCUACUAAAAAUAUAUAGAGUUUUCUGAUGAGGUUUCAAAUAAUUAAAAAGGUUGCUUUUCAUAAGGCCGUGUAGAAAUAUUUAAGCUAAGCACAUUUCUUCAGAGCAAAAUUGCUUGAAUGCUCGAUGUAUAAAAAAGCAACUUUCCAAACACAUUUUUGAAACGUUAUAACUUGCUUAUCCCAUGCACUCCUGCUAAAGGGCCACAAUUUUUGGAUCACCGAGGAGGUUCAGGCAUGCAUUUGAAGCAAGGGCAUGCACGCGCGAUUAUAUUCAUGAACUUUAGGAUUCAUUAAUGCUUUCCUUUCCCGGGUGUGAGUAGCAGAGCGGAAUUCAUGGUAUCCUCGCCCUGGGUUCACCCCCCGAAACAGCGCUGCUUUGGUGAAAAUGUUGGAGUUAUCAUCUUGGAGUUAUUUUUAUUUUUCGUACAGCAUAUUUUUAUUUUCAGGUGCAACUGAUGACAAUCAGUAUGAGAGUUCUGUUACAAAUGUGACGAAGAUGAUAGGUAUGGAACUGAUGCCGGUUGUACGGCAAGCGUGUAACUAAAUUGUGUUUAGCCGCUAUCAAAUUGUGUUUAGCCCUAUUCGGCUGAUACAUAGUUAACCGGCAGAUAAAAUUGCAUUGUAUGAAGCCUGUUUAGUAUCGUGUUUACCAGAGCCGUCAUAAGGGUGAGGGUGUGGGGGGGGGGGAGCGGCUAACACCCCCUGAAAACAAGUUGGUAGAAAACGAAGAAUGUCGAAUGUCAACGACCAUAAAAAUGUCGCUCAGUAUUGGUUGGUUCAGUUGCAAAAAGUGUGUGUUCAGACCAUGUUCUCCCAAGUUUUGAUUAGCUGAUCACAGCAACUUCGGAAACAAUUUUUUUUUUACUUUAGUUGUCCUUGUUGCAUGUCUAUUUACUUUUGUACUUGUUAAUUGGCUUUCUAAAAUCAUGGUUUAUUUUAAUAAUCAAAAGUGAGCGUCUUCUUGUUGGUCUCAAACCAUAUAGCUAAUGGAUUUAUACAUGGGGGAAAAGCCAGAAUGGUCUGCGGCAUUGCUAAGAGACAAAGAGAAGUGUGAUCAAGACCAAGAAAAGAAAAAAGAGAAUUUUUCUAGUCUGAUGGGUUUCGAAAGCGACUCCUCAAAACUAUUAUUGCAUUUGUAUCGCUAUGCAACAUUGAUAAUAAUUUAAAGUUUGUUCGUUCACUGCAACCAGUUAUAUCAAUCAUGUUUCGCUCGCUACUCUGGUUUAAAUAAAUGAUUACAAAGUCCAGUCGAAUUGUAAUCAAGACGCCACGAUUAAUAAGAUGCCAGCGGAAUUGAAAACCCGAGUAUCAGGUAGAACAGAAACCCAAACAACUCCCUCUUUUUUGUUCCUGUCACACAAAUAUCUUAUACCAUAUUUGAUUUUAAAAAUAGUUUUCCCUUUUAUACCGUUUAGGUGAUUUUGACCAGAUCAGUGGACUAAGCAGUGAAGGUAAACAAAACCUCUAUAUAACGUUAUAUAUUUGCGAUGCUGCGCCCCUUCGCUCAGCGGCUCCGCUCGUGUUCCAAGAUCCGCCAUGUAAAGUGUAGUGAAAUGUAUCUCAAUACAAAUCGUAUGAAGCCUCUGCGGAGGAGAGAGGUCUUAAACUAUAGUACAUAUUAAUCAUAAGAAGAACUAUAGCUACUUCUGCUAAAAGUGAAUUCCAAUGAAAAUCUACAUAGCAUUUAUGCUGUAAUCAGCGGUUCACAUACAGUAAUUUAGAGCUCACACCAUUGAAAUGCGCACGGCGCACGUCCUUUAUAAAAACUGAAGGCCCUCUGGAACGAGCGACUUUAAUUAAACGGCUUUCUCGAAUUGAUCCAAUUUAGGAAAUAAUACAAUAAACUGCGCGACUAGAUAUACAUGCAUGCAACAACUGCUCGCCAAUAUUUUCCAAACAUUUAUUUAACAUGAAGUAUUAGCAAUUGGCCAACACUGAACGGAUGUUCAGGUGACAGAGCUAUUGCCAUAACAACACGAUAUUUUUAGUUGAAAGAUUAUACUUUUUACUAUACAAAAUUGAAUUUCUGAAAUAGGCUAUACACUGUGGGUAUGUUAUUCUAUAUUUUGUGAGCAUUGAUUUAAUCAAUGUAAAAUUUUAUCUGAAAUGCUUCGCAAAAUGUUUUGAAAUGUUCUUUGAACUGAACUGCUUUUGCCGAUAGCGAUAAACUGUUUUUUUUUAUACUUGAUCAAAAUGUUGAAUGAACAUUUGGUCCAACCUCGUCUCCAGGGUUUACUAUUCGGUGAUCAAAUUAAAUUAAUUUGAUCUAAUUUGCUCUCCUUUACAAACGUAUAGCUUAAGUUAAUUCAAAAGGAAAGUAGCGCAAGUAUUAUUAAGCAAAAAAUUUAAGCAACAAUAUUCAUAAACAAUAAUUAAACAUUCAAGGCAAACUUGCCCUAUAUAUCACCAUUUCCCAUAGUAAAAUAAUUCUUCUCAUUUCGGCAAACAAAAUUGCUUCAAAUCUCAUUGUAUGAAAGGAUUUUCCAAAUAUUUGUUUUUGAAAUUUGAAAUCUUGCCAAUUCCUGGCAAAUAGCCCUACUUUUGAGAUCUGCCAUGACACCCAUGAAUCAUUACCACGAUUAUUGAUGAACUUUAUACUUAUGCUUUCCUUUCCCUGGGUGAAAAUAGCCGAGUGGAAUUAGUACCCUCUGCCCAGGCUUACGGCGCUUCCCUCCGUUAGAUCGGGGAUGAUAAUAUUGCAAAGGAUGAGAAAUAUCUUGAUUUGCAUAAAAAUACGAGACUCCCGAUGGCUAUAUAAUACCAGUUAAUUUUAGCACGAUCUGGGAAGAUAAUCAAAACAAAUAUGUCUUUUUGCAUAUACAAAUGUUUUACUCAUACUUCUAGAAUACGUGUCGUUCUUCAAAUAAUCGGAGUUCUCCUUGUGAUUCUCAGUUUCAACCCAAUUAAACGCGAAGAAAAGCAUUUUGUACAGCUAUCUAUAUUUAAUAUUUAAAACACGAGUAGGAGUGUUUUAUCAGAUGUAAAAACGCGAGGCGCAGGCGAGCGUUUUAUGUCUGAUAAAACACGACAACGAGUGUUUUGAAUAGCUUAAAAUACGACUACAAAAGAAUACUAAUUAGGAUGAACCAUUAUAUAAUCAUACUAAUUAGGAUGAACAAUUAUAUGUAUAAUGCCACAUGUUUUAUCAGAUAUAAAGUCAUUCCACGUGACAUAUUAUGGCUGACAUGAUUUGCCACAAGGUUUACGAAUUAUUAAUGAUAUUUUAAAUGUAUAUAACAAACCUGUCCCUCCAUAACAAGUACCGCAUCUGCUCUAUAAGACAGAAUUUGACAUCUGAAUUGUCUUUUUUUUCUACAUUUGACGUUAAAGAUGGAAUUUUCCGAGCAACAACACAAGGUAAAUUUAUCCCUUUUUAAAGAACGUGCGUCCCGCAUGAUCGCGGGGUCUGUGUCAUAGGAUUGAUAAAUAGUGCUGCCUUUUAAUUUUUUUUGGGGGGGGGGAGGGCUGGGCGGGCGGGGAAGGUAAAUCUAAAGAAAUUUUACGUCUGUAUGGGCAAAUUAUAUCUUUGGGCUUCGAAGGGAAAUUAUUUUGUCAUCAAUCUUUGAGGUCAGGUGCCUUUGAAAAAACUGACUACCAUUUCAAUUGUACUCUCGAUAAACUUGCAAGAAAAUCAGCUGGGUCCGGUUGUACAGUAUUUACAGGUAAUAGCUAAUGGAAAAGCUAACCAACCAGAAUCGUCCUACGAUUUAACCACAAAAUAGGUAGCAGCUAAGAAGUAGUUAAGAGUUCUAUACAACCGGCCCCUGGAUUACAUCCCGUAUUCUUGAUCGUUUUAAAACAAUUAUUCUUCGAGGCUAUUUGACAGUAUCACUUAUACAUAUUUCACUUUAUAUUCUAUUUCGGACAAUUGGCCGAGUGCCUCCCCCUCGUCCCUCCUCCCCUUCAUAUGGGGUGCACGUGGGAAAUAUGUUUAAAAAUACUUUGUUUUUAUCCUAUUUAGCCCCUCACAUUGCAACUUAUCUACCACCAACAGAAGGUAACGCGUAUGUUGUCAACUUGUAUUAUUUUGCAUUAAUGCCUGAAAAACAGGAUUGGUGUUAUUCUUAUAUUUUUAAUCGUGAUUACGUAAUCCUUCUGUUUGCCUCGUACGGUUUGUAAAUGAGUAUUGGUUGGGCAAUUAUUUUCUGAAUUCUGUAAGGCUUAUAUUUAUGUGCAUGAGAAGGUUUGGCAAUUAUUUUCUGAAUUAAAUUAUUUAAUUAAUAUUUAAAAUACUUUGUUUUUAUCUUAUUUAGUUCCUCACAUUGCAACUCAUCUACAACGAACAGAAGGUAACGCUUAGGUUGUCAACUUGUAUUAUUGUGCAUUAAUUCCUGGAAAAUAGGACUGGUGUUAUUCUUAUAUUUUUAAUCGUGAGUACGUAAUCGUUCUGUUUGCCUCCUACGGUUGGUAAAUGAGUAUUGGUUUUGCAAUUAUUUUCUGAAUUCUGUAAGGCUUAUAUUUAUGUGCAUGAGAAGGUUUGGCAAUUAUUUUCUGAAUUAAAUUAUUUUAUUAAUAUUUAAAAUACUUUGUUUUUAUCCUAUUUAGUCCCUCACAUUGCAACUCAUCUACAACGAACAGAAGGUAACGCUUAGGUUGUCAACUUGUAUUAUUGUGCAUUAAUUCCUGGAAAACAGGACUGGUGUUAUUCUUAUAUUUUUAAUCGUGAGUACGUAAUCGUUCUGUUUGCCUCCUACGGUUGGUAAAUGAGUAUUGGUUUUGCAAUUAUUUUCUGAAUUCUGUAAGGCUUAUAUUUAUGUGCAUGAGAAGGUUUGGCAAUUAUUUUCUGAAUUAAAUUAUUUUAUUAAUAUUUAAAAUACUUUGUUUUUAUCCUAUUUAGUCCCUCACAUUGCAACUCAUCUACAACGAACAGAAGGUAACGCUUAGGUUGUCAACUUGUAUUAUUGUGCAUUAAUUCCUGGAAAACAGGACUGGUGUUAUUCUUACAUUUUUAAUCGUGAGUACGUAAUCCUUCUGUUUGCCUCGUACGGUUGGUAAAUGAGUAUUGGUUUGGCAAUUAUUUUCUGAAUUCUGUAAGGCUUAUAUUUAUGUGCAUGAGAAUUUUUGUCCUUUCAAAAAUCACGCCAAAGAUAACGCCACAUAAAAUCAAGAAAAAAAUAAAUUAUAGUAAGUAAACAAAUUUUCUGAACGGUUGAAAAAGAACUUGAAUGUGAGAUAUUAAAAAUUGAUACCACAUACUAAUAUUUUUGUGCGAAAUACGUACUACUGUAGGAAUUUAAAGCUUUUGAUCGAACAUAAUUGAGCGAAAAGUUUUCAAAUUGUACUAUGCUGUAUAAUCAUGUUGUUCUUGAGUCGCGAUACACCAGUAUAUAAAAAAAUUGAACAUGUAAAUUAUUAAUUUCACCAAUUUAGCCACUCCAAAUAUAAUGCAUGAUGCUUCAAAUGAAAUUAAAGCUACAGUAGUACAGUACGUAUUAAUUAUCGAUUCUCAACACUCAAUUUUGUGGUUUUAAUUGCAUGGAGGAAUAAUAAGUUGCAUUAAGGCAAUGUACAGUAUAUCACAAAAACAAAUUAUUUUCAAUAUCAGUACAUGACAUAUUUAUCUUGCACCGUCAAGUCAAACUCAUUUACAAUUCAUGCAUGAGCAAAAUACAAGAAACCAUCACCGUGUCGUUGUCUUAAUACGACGGUACAGUAUAGUAUAUAAACGUUCCUAAACUAGAAAUACAGCAAUCUUAUGUAUUUGUAUAACAAUGGAAAUUACUGCACAGUCCAUUUUCUAAAAAAUGUUUGUACUGCUGCAUGGCAAAUAAUAAUAUAUAAAUUUUGGUUUGUGGCAAUACUACGUGAUAAAAUUAAUUUUUCGGCUGGGUCAAAAUUAAUUCUCUUCAUUAAAGUAGUGAUUUCAAGCCCUCGCGUUUGAACGCAACCUUCGCUGUCGCUUCGAACUUGAUCAAAUUGUGCGUGAGCUUGAAAUGUAGUCUUGUCCUCAUAGUCGGAUCUUUAAUAUUACUUGAAUGAACAUUUGCACGUGUUAACAUGCUAACAUUACCAUUUUGUCCACAGUUGCUGAAUCUUAUGAAUGUAAUAAAAGACACGUCUCAAGGACAUCACAGGCUUCAAUAACUGGAAAAUCUACUCUGACACUGGCGGAAAAGGUUGAUGAGUUUUGCAAAACAACAAAGGAAUUAGAACGAAUGAGACUAUCAGAUAAUAUCGACGCUGAACUGAAUUAUCUCAGUGUUAACUUCCGCGCGCUAUGUCCUGCAAAUUGCACAAUAUGUCCAGCAGAGUCUAAACUGCGAAGUUUUCUUCUUCAAGACGACACAUUGAACGUUAUAAAUGGAAUUGGUAUUUAUACAUCGAUGCUUAAUGUAAUGCUGCAACAUGGAUUACAGCCACAGCUAUGUAGUAAGGAUACCUUUCAGUGUCUGUCAUCUCGUUUAAAAAGGAUUGUGCAACCUCCAAACUUUUUGCCCAUGUCCCGCGUCCGUCGAGAUAUAGACACGGUGGCAAGAAUGCUUUCUACUUUUGAAAAAAUGUUGAAAGAAGAAAAACUAAAAAACGCAACAAAACUAAUUGAGGAAAUCAACAAAGACACAAGCAGCAAAAUGGUGGGAAAAUAUAUGGAAAAGUACUUGGAUUGCAAAAGCUGGACUCAACACUACCUGGUUAUAACUUGGUUGAAAAUUCAGGUAAUAUCAUGCAUAAGGGUUUUGUAUCGUAAAAAUUUGGAGUACAAAUUUUAUACAUUUAUCAAACCUACUAUAACCAUGUAUGAGCAGAUGUAAAAAAAUGUAACUACUGUAUAGGCCCUCUGGCAUUAGUCGACCCGCAAGUUCAUUUAUAUAUACUGAGGUGAUGAUAAUGUGAGGGCUAAUUUUAGCUAUUUUGCUUAAAAGAAUUCAUUGUAGUAGGAUUAUUAUUGCAACACUGUUUCUGACUGGUUCUGUAUAAUAUGAAUAAAAUUUAAACUCGAUUAAACCUUUUACACUUAGUCCGAUCGAUUGAGAUAGGCUACUCAAAUUCCUAAAAAUGUGUGAUGCUUGUAGCCUGUGUGCAGACUGUAUUAUGCUGCAUUACAGUGUGUGAACAUUUGUGGCAAUGCUUGUUGAUCCCUAGCUGCGAUACCCAGAUUUGGGUAUUUGAUUCUGAUUAGCCGUUCUCAAACUUAGUAGAUUAUAAUUCGCUAAGUUGAAACGUCAACCGAAAGUUCGGACAUUUCUGGAAAGUGCCUUUUUUAAAAUGCAAACUGGGGGAGGCAAAUGCCUCCCCCCCAGUCCCCGCUUGUGCUCCCAAACGAAAUCACCUUUUGUUCCCCCAGGAAAAGGAAAAGGCUUUUUCCUAAAUUUAUACAAACAAACCAGCGAAGAAUAACAAAUAGAUAAACGGAAAGUAAGUUUUAGGCUUUAUCCUUUGUCCUUGUUUAACAAAAUCGAUUUAAAUUGUUACGUUUUUCUACCACUAAGUAACGAUAAAUUAUUGUUAAUAAUUAUUUUAUUUUUUGGAUGCUCAGAAUGCAGGAAGGAAAUGGCAUUUCAGGGUUCCAAAUUUGAAACAUUUUCUGGGGAGUAUGCUCCCACACACAUGGCCUUCAGCCAUUGUUAUCCCUCUCUAAUAAGUAAUGAUAAAUUACGAUUAAUUUUUUUAACUUUUUUAUGCAUUUUUUCAUUCUUUAUUUCAAAUACAAGUAUAGUUAGCAUUAAUUUUAGAGCAAAUUUGGAUGCUCAGAAUGCAGGAAAUGGCAUUUACGGGAUUCAAACUUCAAACAUUUUCUGGGGGAGUAUGCCCUCACACACGUGACCAUCGCUAUCCUCCUCGAAUAAGUAAUCAUAAAUUGUGGUUAAUUUUUUUUAAACUUUUUGUGCGUUUUUACCCCCCUUUUAUUUCAAAUACAAGCAUAGUUAGCAUAAAUUUUGGAGUAAAUUUGGAUGCUCAGAAUGCAGGAAAUGGCAUGUCCCUGCUUCAAAUUUCAAAACUUUUACACCCCCAUUCAUGCGUGGUAUGUCGGCCACAUACGUGGCUUUCAGCCAUUGCUAUCCCCACUAAUAUAUUAUCUCACAGAAAGGUCCCUUUUCAAAAAUCCCCCCCCCCUCCCCAGGGGAGACAUGCAAUUGCACAACUUACUCGGCUCAACUGAUCGUUCGAACAUUUCUUAUCUCUAUAGAUUCAACAAUUUUAUACGUAAAACAAGUGCGUUAACUGCAUUUGCUAUACAGAUAUUCCUCGAAAAAUGAAAUUCUAAUCAUGUUUUUAUCAACAUAGGGAUUGCAUGUCUAUAUAUGCUACAUAUACUUGAAUUAUGUAUUUUUUUAAUUUAAGGUCUUGGUCCUGAAAAAAGAAGAACUUCUUCUCGCUUUCUUGCAAGUCAUUGAAUAUUUGACAAAGUUAUUGAAGAAAAUGGAUCCGAGUUGUCGAUGGAAAUUUACCAUCACUGUUGUUGACAGUCUUUCUCAAAUUGUUAAUGAAAUUUCAGGUUGGGUUUUUAAAUUAUAGUUAAUACUGAUGUUAGGAGAAACAAUCCCCUAUCGUUUCCAAAUUCAUAUGCAAAUUGUCAUAUUUUCGCAGUUUUUAAGCAUGGGAUUUUUAACUUUGGUCGAGGAAAAAUUUUAAAGCAUUCGAGAAUCUAGUUUUGCAAGCCCACGCUUGCAAUUCAGUUUAUACAUAAGAUUAUAUAAUUCUAUGUUUGUAUCUCCAUAAUUCAAAACCAACGGAGUUGAGCAUUUCUUUAUAAGUAUGGGAAAAGCAUUCCCAGCAAAGCAUUUCCAUCAAAGAUCCAGAGAAUUGGAAAAAAUAGGUACUUGAGUAGAUAUAGUAGCAGAAUCUACUAAUUUAUAUUAAGACAUCGGAAGUCUAUCCUUGGCCGCCAUUUCUUCCACCAAAAAACAACCAACUCAGUUGUAUUUACCUUCCUCACCAAAUAUAAAAUUAAAACGUUGCUAUGGUAAUCUAGGCAACGUCGUUAGCAACCUCCUGCACCCGACAUUGAUCAGCGUUUCAGCCUUUAGCCGUUUCACCGCCCACUAUAAUAGGCUGCCUGAUAACAAUCAUGUUGCGGUCAUUCUGCGUGGCCUUAUCCUCAGAAUUGAAGGCUAGAGCCAAUUGGCAAUUUGCGUGGACACGUUUUCACCAGGUUAUUUCACUACAAAUUUCAUGUUAACUGGUUAAUUAAUCUCACAUUUCAAGAUUGGCUUUUCUGGGUCCUCUUGAACUGUAUUGGGGGUGGGGGGGAGAGUUCCAGCUGUCAAUAUCUAUUAACCAUUUGGUAUAUUCUGACGAACCUUUUACAGAUGGACGGUAUGUCUUGUUCAAGUAGGCCUAUAUGCGAAUACACUAGGUUUGCCUUGGCAACAAUAUAUGACGUCGUUAAAGAGUUUAGGUUUUGUUAAAUUAAGAUAAAGUUAAGCAGUUUGGAAAGAAACACAGUGACCCACAAUUUUUUUAGAAGGAAAAAAAAAAUAACUAUGGGAUAAAUGAUUAAAAAUCAGUUACGCCAUUUUCUCUAAAAACAUAGUAACAUUGCAUUACUGAAGAUUCGUAAUGGUCCUGUGAUACUUUUCUUCAUUGCGAGCAAAAUGGCUGUUUUUCGUUUGGUUGCUCUGAUUCAUGGCAAGAGUUUAUUGUGAUGACAAGAGAUGAUUGUGUUUCUGCAUAAUAGUUAAUAAAGAGUUCUUAUAUAUUAUUUGUUUGAUACAGAUCCUUCCAAAAUGCGCGAUGAGUCGAUUGCUGGAUUAUCUAAAUUAUUCGACGUUCUUCAAAAGAAGAAACUUCACCAGUGCAUUGGCAUAUUUCAACAACGCGCACGGGCUCUAGUAUUUAUUGACAACGUGGAUAUUCGAAACGUCCUGUUAAAGGGAAUAUUUAAGAAACUCGACACAUCAUCGGAGGAAAUGUGCAAAGAGAGGAUUAAAUUUUGCAAGGAUUUACUACUUAGUGGAAUUCCUGAGACACUUCAUAACGGCACCAAUGCAUGGAUUUUUUCCGCACGUUCGAACGAUUCUGAGGUUAUUGUAAAAUGCUACAAACAGACGCGGAAAGAAUUUCUCUCGAAAGACGCAGAUCCACACCUAAAGCAUUUUGAUUACGAACGCGAAUCUUUAAGCCGCCUAAAACAUCCUAAUGUUGUUACCCUUAUAGCUUAUGACGAACAUGCGCAAUGUCUAAUGUUCGAGCCCGUCUCAAAAGGAAGUUUACUAACAUCCUUAAGGAAUCAUCGAGUAUCUACUAGUAUUCCUAAGUUAAGGGAACUGUUGUCGUAUGCAGUAGAGAUUGCAGACGCUUUGGAAUUUUUAGAGAAUGAAGGAAUUGUUCAUCUAGCAAUGCAGGCAAGAAAUGUGCUUCUUCAUGACAAUGGAACCGUUAAAUUAACAGGGUUUCAGUUCUGUCGUACAUGGGAACAGAUAGACAAGAUGGGUGUCAAAAAAGCUAUAGAAAAGUACCAUUUUAAAUGGAUGGAUCCGCAAGCUCUUCUUUUCGAAUGUAUUCUACCGAAAACUGUCUCGUGGAGUUUUGGGGUGUUCCUUUAUGAGUUACUAACUUUAGGAUGUGUUCCUUUCAACCAUCCCGAGUCUUUCCCGAAUCAUGGAGAUUUCAAACGCGGACCUCUCACUUCUCCUGAAGCAAGAAUUUUUGUAAGUAUACCCCUUAAUUAAACCAAGUAAAAAAGUAGAAGUGUCUCGCUUCACCAGUAGUUUCCAUUUUUUGUGCACUUGCUCUCCCCCUUUAUUUUCUUACUCGAAGUAAUCUGAAUGUAUAGGUGCUUCGCCCCUAUACGGUUUCUUUGCUUGUUAUUUUGUAUCGACCUGAAUGUGACAAUUCACGUUUCUGUCUGACUUGUUUUAUUGUAACAAAAUAUGAAAAUACGUAAAUGCACUAAAUAUAUAACAAUUGUUACAUAACUUACAUAACAAUUGUUCACAUAAAGGAAAGAAAUACAUAAUUAAACUUUAAAUGUCUUACCGAAUGUCGAUAAUCCCGUAUUAAAGCUAGUUGUUUACUAUUAAAGUCCAAAUAUAAUCCUCAAGAGUGGGUAGUAGCGAAGUAGUUGUAGUUCGCUACUGUAGCGAACUACAAUUUUCAAGUAGCCAGUAGUUUUUGACUACUUUUUUAAAACAGUAGUUGUAGUUGUAGUUGUAGCGAACUACAUUUUGCCUAAAAGUAGCCAAAUAGUUGACUACUUAUCAAACAGCGAAUCGCUAUUCGCUACUUUUUAAAAUUGUUAGCAACCGUUCAUAGAAUAGAAUGAUGAUAAGACACGGUUUGCUUAAAAGAUUAUUUUAUACAGUAAAGGUUAUUUUAGCGCAAUGAAAAGUGGCACUCCUGAACACUGUAGUGCUUAUAAAAAUGUUGCUUUGACCCUUUUUGUUUACUGUUGCUACUCGUAAGUCGAUUUGUUAUAGGUUAUAUUACAGCCUGAGCUAGUGGAUGCUCCAAAUACCGUAAAACUAAAAAAUAUAGAGUAACGAAAUAGCGAAAUAGUUCGCUACAUUUUUUAAGCAGUAGCUGUAGUCAGUAGCGAACUACCAUUGUUCAAAAAUAGCAGUAGUUGUAGCUGACUACAUAUUUUUGAAGUAGCUGUAGUUAUAGCGAACUACAAAAAUUUUGUAGUCAACCCACCCUUGAUAAUCCUUCGAAACAAAACAACAAAAGGUUUCAUGUUCGUCAAAAGCCCCGGAUGUUCACCGGAAACUCGCUGAACUUCGAUCACUGACCGGAAGUGUUGCGCUAGCCUCAACACUGAUUAAAGCAGGUUGCAUUAUUAAUAACGACAAUAGACUUGCUGUACAAUGCUUCUCUAACGUUUAUUUUAUUUUAUUUUAUUUUAUUUUAUUUUUCUUUAUUUUAUUUUAUUUUAUUUUAUUCUAUUCUAUUCUAUUCUAUUCUAUUCUAUUUUAUUUUAUUUUAUUUUAUUUUAUUUUAUCAUGAAAACUAACAACUGUAUUUAAAUAUACAAAAAUAUUAAAAUAUUCAUGCUGCCCCUUCACCACUCCCAUUCCUUUCCCAGCAAUUUUGAGAAAAGAAAUAUUAAUUAGUGAUUGCAAUGGUUUCCGCAAAAUUUGAACUUUUGUCGGCAAAUUCAAUGUCACACCCCGCUUCUUAAAUCUAUUUGCGACGGCCUUGAUUGUCAUGGACGUGUUUGAUCGUUUGAUAUGUCACCAUGUUAUUUUGAGUUGUUUCUUUAAGGUCAUUCGAGGAGGAACAUUGAAAAAAGAAUCUUGCAUUCCUGAAAACAUAUUUUCAGUCAUAUCGGAAAAGUGUCUUCAAAGGGAUUAUUCAUCCAGAGCUUCCCCUCGUGAACUCAAAGAACUCCUUCGAAAGCAACUAAGUACGUACUAUAGUCAUUGUCCAUGUUGGGCGUCGCAUUUGGGGUCAAUUUUCCAUAUGGGUAACAGAUAUAGUUACAUAAUUUUAAUUAAUUAAUUGAAUUAAUUAUUGGUUCCAAUAUACAGAAGAUCAUAUACAGACUAGAAGAACGCGUACGGGAAUAAAACUACAAACUUAACAAAGAUCAAACAAAUAAUAAGAACGCGUACGAGAAUAAAACUACGAAAAAUCACACAAAUAAUAUUUGAUCAAACAAAUAUUAUUCAUUUUAAGCCGAGAAUAUUAGGUUUUUCGAAACAUGUCCAGUCAGCUGUUUGGUCUUUUUCAUUACUUUGUUCUUGUCAAUUAACUUUUUAAUCAAUAUCAUUACUUCACCACUGCAACCCGAUAUUUCGCGCUGUGAUAUGAAAACAGUUUCACUUCCAAUGCAUGUAUAUAACAUCAUAUUUAUUUUCUAUCCGCGUGGGUGUGUUUAAUGCUAGCUUUUGGCUGAUCGAGUUUAACUGGUCUUAUCUUGAUUAGUUAGUCAAACUCAUCAGGGCGUUAUCAGUGCUAUUUAAUUAAGUUUGUUUUUUUGAAAUAUUGCAUAUCUCCGUAAACAUUUCAACUUGCAUGGAUAUAUCCACGAAAUUGGCGAUAUUAACAUUUUUACUUUGAAAUGCCCACAUAAUUAAAAGCCACAGAAAAGAUAUGGUAAUGUGCACUACAGAGGAUUAAUUUGCAGCUGAGUAGAUCUUUAUCUGUUUCAAAUUUCUUAUUCUUUUCUAGAUGAUGCGAAGGCUUCAAAAGAACUAUGUCGUCCUCCUCCGGAUCUGAUCCGGCAAAAAGAAGAUCACAAUCCCGAGAAUUACAAUCCUGGGGUAAAAGCGUUAAUAUAUUUAUCUAUACUACAUUUACGUAACCAAGUCAAGAUUGCUGUUAUUGAGCAGAGAAUCGUAGAAUCGUUUUAGUCUAAAUUGCACUUGAAAACAAUAUUCGAAAUUUAAAGUUCAUAAAGACUAAAGUAAAUUAGGCAUGGAUAUAUGGAGCAAAUUAUUGGAUUUUAGUUUUCUUUUUGUAACUUACAUGUGCUUCUUUCUAUACCAUUCCGAGAUUUGGGAAAUUAAUGAUUAUCCAAAUUUUUUAUUUGCAAUUUGACAAUUUCUUAUAUCUUGAAGAGAAAAAAGUAAGAGAGAAUACCGCCUGCAUGUAUUCUAAAAGCUCACUCACGCUCACACUCAAUGAGUGGAAGUUCAUUUGAGCUUCGCUUGAGUGUCAAUGUUGUUUUUGAAUAGCUGGCGGGUGAGUAGUCACAUAGUAAGGUAUGACACUAACCGUCUAGCUAUUCGAAAACAGCAUUGAUACUCGAAAGAAGAUCAUAUGGAACCUCCACUCUUUGAGUGUAAAGCCUAGUUUCCAUUUGGUGGUUAGUUGUCGCUGGCACGACAAGCGGUAGAUGUGAAAUAGUCUAAUAUAAUAAUAGUCUUUUUGUGUGUUAUAUGCAACCCACCGGGCACACGACGUUGUUUCAACGUUGAAAUUUGGUAGAAAAAAGGUUGCGACGUCGACAACCUAAUAUCUACGUUGCUCUGACGUUGUUUUGCAAACAUUGGUUCAACAGCAGCCAACAGACGUUGAAUUAACGUUCAUUCAUGGUUAAAUGUACGACGUCGAUUUGUGAACCAAUCUCAACGUUGUUUUAACGUGGAUUCCACGUUGAAUUAUGGUUGACGAGUUGGCAACCUAAUUUCAACGUUGUUUCAACGUCGAAACAAUAACGUCGAUCCAAUUUGCAUAGUCAACCCUUUUUCAACGUCUAUCCAACGUCUGGAAGGUUAUUUCCAACGUUGAUUCAACGUUGGAUAAACGUCAUUUUGCCCGCUGGGAAAUCAGUCUUGAUGAUUGCAGAGGUUUAAAAAGUUUUGUUGACACUUUAUUACAUCAGCCACUUGUCGUGCCAGCGACAACUAACGACCAAAUGGAAACUAGGCUAAGCGUAUAGUGAGCUUUUAGAAUACAGGCGUUAAAGUAAGUUUUGUAAAUUAUACGGUAAUUAUAUUAUACUUAAUUAUUUAUAGCGGGUCAUUUUCCUUCUUCAACAAAAACAACAUUUUCGACAUCUCAAAAUAAUAAUGCAGUACACGCUGAUUCAAGUUCAAUUAACACUGCUGAUCGUUUUCUAGAUUGACGAUUAUGAUAAUUGUUUGCCGUUUGCACAUUUGGAGGUUGUAGGUAAUAUGUUAAUAUACAGCAUUAAUAUGCAUUUGUUGUCCUAUUCACUAGUAAUAGUUGAUACUACUGUUUUUCCCGACAACGAACACAGAAACCUUGUGAAUAAGAACCAACAAAAGUACAUGCAUGUGUAAUGACGUAUGCGUAUAUGUUAAUAGUACUAGCUAUAAUAAACACGUAUUUACGAACCUUGGCGAACGCUUUUAUAUCAGGCUGAACCUAUAUGUUCCGUAAUGAAUCUCUGCAAUCUGUGUCUUCUUCCAACCUUCGUAACUUUUAAGCCAACUGAGCGAACUGACAAACACCAGUUAGAUGGCGGAAUUUUAUAUGUUCGCUAUUCGCACGUGUAUCAGUGUUUGCGUAUUGGAUAUUGCCAAAUUCCUUUGAAAUUCUGUUAAAAUUGCCGAUACUACUUGCGGUGAUUACCCAGAGAUCCUUUGCGGCCUGAGACUUAAAAAAUGAGAUUUUUUCCGAUACAAAACCUUAUACAAACAUAUGCACGUGCAUAUACGCGCGGGGACUUCUAUAUACACAUAAUGCUUCUUCUGAUUUUGGGCCAGCUCAACCCUGCGGGGGCAAUUAUAAGGUUGAUAUUAUCGCAGCAGAAAUUACUUGUAUCUUAAAUAAUCUACAUUCAUAUCAACAUUCAUGUCUGGAGUAUGUGCCUGGAGGUGUAUAAUGUGCCGAAAUAUUAGAGUUUAAGUAGAAUAGUACUUCAAAUUCAGGCGUAUAAUGUAGUGCACAACAUCAUUUAGUAUACAGAAUAUUGAAUUGACGUGCAGGAUGACUCAAAAUUCGGAUUAUUUGGAAGUUGAAGUUUUUCAAACUCAAUUUCAUUCCUCUGAGUAAAUAAAUAUAAUGAAUAAACUGUAGAGUUAAUCAAAUCCGUUUAAAAUAUUUUAGAUGAAGCCUGGAAUAAAGAAUAUCACGAUCAAGAAUUCGGGGUAAAAUCUACUUGGCAUUGCAUGCAAGGUUUUGAAUCGUAGCUACCUCUGUAAUUAUAAUUGAAUAAUAGUUUUACAAUAUUGAAAGCAUUGGCAGUCUAGUAACUAAACUAAAUUGCAUGCAGGCAAAAAUUUAAAGACACGAAACUUUUGCACCAAAUAAAUAAUUAUUGCAUGCAAUAUGGCUGUGGCAAUCUAAGUUCGUCCCCCGCCAUAAUAUUGAAUCAUAUAAUAUAUUAAUAAACAAUUAUUGGAUGAGGCUGAACAUGAUAUCAAGAAUUAUUCAGACCGAAGCCACCAUUUUAUCUGCCGAAGCGAAGUUGUGGCGGAUAACAUUGACCGAGGUCUCAAUAAUUCUUGAUGCCAUGCGAAAGCCAAAUCUAAUAAUUGCUUUAUUAUACAUCUAAAGACAUCAGAAACGUAUAAAAUGAUUAUAAACAAAGUUUAUUAAUGUUUGAAAUAAUUAUGGUACAACAAUACAGAAAUAAAGCAGAAAUAUUUCUUUUAGUUUUGCAUCCUUUUGUGACUUUCUGAGUACUGCCACUGUCUUUAUCUGCUAAUAAUUUUGACAAGUCGUUUUCAUCCAACGAAGGAAAUCUACUGCGAGCCAUUUUGUUUAUUUUAUUUUCGCGCGCUUUUAGGUUUGAGUUGUUGGCCAUGCCGGGGCUUGGGGGCACGACAGAGUCCAAUAUUUUUUUUUGGAUGCAAGUUCGAUCCAAAAAAAUUAUUAUUGGACGCUGAGCACGUCAACAGUUAAAAUUACGUAAUAAGUACAGAAAAUUGAGAAUUAUUCGGUGCUCUCUGACCAAUCAGGAACGAGAAUACAUACUAAAUGUAUAAUAAUUAUAAUUAUAAUCCGGUGCUCCUUAUUGGGAUAUGACGUAAACGACUAGAGAUAAAACUAUCUAUAUUUUAUAAAAAAGCUGACAUGUUUUCUUUCAGGAAGCCUACAGCAAUGCGGAUCCUUCUCAAUUCACACCAUUUCUAUGUAUCAUCAAGCGGCAAGAACAGGUAAGUUUUCUUAUCAUAAGCUACUGAAUAUAGGCCUGAUCGAGUCUUUACUUGAUUCGAGAUUUGUAACAUAUUAAUUUCCGCUCAAAAAUUUGACGCCAUUUAGUGCGCGAAUUGAUCUAUGUUAUUAACUAAUGCUCACUACUUUCGUACAAUGAUCACUCUAUAUUAUUUUCUAAUUCUAUGCUUUCCAAAUACAUUUGUUGUUAUAUAUUUAGUAACAGAAAUCUGUAACAAAACAAUAAAUUACUAGACGUUACUAUCGCAAGGAAAGUGCUGCCUCACCCCACCUUCCAUCACAUAAGCACGUAAAGCACUCCUAAGACACUUAAGUGUUCAGGAGGUAGGAAAAGUGAAAUUUGAAUACGAAAACACCUUGCACAAAGUCGAAGGCUAGCUAAAUAUUCUAAUUGUAUGACUUCCACAAAUUCCUUGCUCUUCAAGAAAUUACUUCCUUGAAGAUUCCUUCGUUCUAGACAAAGAUGAAGGUCUACAUGUCAUGCUAUGCAAGUUUUUAAUAAUUUGUAUUAUUCAAAUAGAUGCAGGUUUAUUAGCAUUUAUUAUAUAAAGUAUAGUGCUUUAUAGAGAUUUGGAGCACUGAUAAAAUUGAUAAUCUCACAUGUGAGAUCAUUUAUGAUAAUCUCACAUGUGAAAAUUUUCGCUUUUCCACCAAUCACGGAGCUGCUUCUCUUGUUUAUGGCGGUUAAAAAGCAUUAGUAUGCAAGCCUGCAGUUUUCGAGUUUUGUUUUUCAUCUGGUGUAAAUUGGCUGUUCUUUUCGUGUUAAAUAUUUUUGAUUUUAAAAUUUUUGAAGUAUGUCAUCGAGUUGUUUUGUACCUCACGGUGAAGUGACAUUCAAUGUUUUGUGGACACAGAAGCAAAUGCAAAUACGAAGAAAAAAACGGCAAGUGACAUUGCACUCGUUCAACUUUUUCUUGCAAACGAGGGAGAAACCAGUGCCAUAGAAGAGAUUCCUCCGGCAGAUUUAGAUCGAUACUUAUCUAAAUUCCUUUUAUCAGUCAGAAAAAGGUCUGGCGAAAAAUAUGAACCGACAACCUUGCGAGGCUUUAUAGCUUCUGUGGACAGAUACCUUAUAAAAUUUAGAUACAGCGAGUCAGUCAUUACGGGUCAAAGUUUUACAAAUACUCGAGAUGUUUUGAAGUCAAUACAGAAGCAACUAAAAAGACUUGAUAAAGGGAACAAACCGCAAGAAGCUUCCCCGUUGACUGAUGACGAGAUAACUGCACUGUUUACUUCAAGAGUUAUGGGGACUCAUUCACCACAAGCUCUUAUUAACAUUCUCUGGUUCAAUAAUUGUUUGCACUUUGGCUUGUGGGGAGGCAAGGAACAACGAGACUUGAAAUGGGGUGAUAUUGAGUUAAAAACGGACUUGAAUGGCAAAGAAUACCUUGAAUACUCUACAGAGAGGCAAACGAAAACUAGACCAGGUGAUAAUCCUGCAAAUCGAAGAGCAGUUAAUUAGUUAAACCAAGAAUGUUUGAAAACAAAACCGUUGGACCCGAGCGGGAUCCGGUUUUUGCCUACAAACUAUAUCGAAGCAAACGACCGGAGCAAACCUUAUCACCAAACUCGCCAUUUUUCUUAGCUGUAAACCAUUUUCAUUCCAAAGAAAUAUCACACGAAUAAUGCAAACCGUGGUUUAAAGCUCAGCCUAUGGGUGUAAACAAACUUAAUUCCUUGAUGAAAGAUUGUGCUGUAAAAGCAGGGAUUGGAGCUAAUAAACGUAUUACUUAACCAUAGUGCGAGAAAAACACUUCUACAAAAGCUACAGGAUCAUAAUGUGCCACCAACACAUAUUGCUCAAGUUACAGGCCACAAAAAUUUUCAAUCUAGCUAUAAACAAUUAUAGUUGUUUACGUUAAGAACAGCAAGAAGCCAUUUCAUAUCGUUGUUGUCUACGGACACUUCGUCGCCGUUACAAACGGAUGACUCCUAUUCAAGGGCAUUAACUCUUCCUCUUAAAUCAGCAAAGCAACACAAUGAAACAGAAGGUUUAUCGAUGUUCAAAGGUAAUUAUAUCACUGGUGGUACUUUUAACAUACACGUUACGAGUUCUACAGCGUCAAAUAGUCAAACUUUAAUAACCGAUAGUCCCAAGAGAAAAUACCGUAGACUGUACCCUUUAGACAGCAGCGACAGCAGCCAAGACAACUAAGUCAGUUGAAUUUUUAAACUUUUUGAAUACGAGUUUGUUUGAUAAACAUAUAGCAUGAGUGAAAUGUCAUGUAGCCCAUUUUUGAAUUUUUUGCAUGCAUUUAAAGGUUUGUUAUUUAGUUUGUUUUGUGAAGUUGAAAGACGACGUUAUUUUAUUAACAAAGCAUUCGAAGUUUAUGAAAAUGGAUAUUUUAUUUUAUUUUGCUUGAAAAGACUGUCCUCUAUGUAAUAAACAGAAAAAUACGUGGGUGCUUGGAAAUACCAGAUUGCGCUCACUCGUGAGAUAUCAUGUUCAACACUGCACUCGAAAUAAAUCUGGUAUUUCCGCGCACCCAUGUAUUAUUCUCUAUAUCAUAAACAGUUGUCAUGGCUCGCUUGCCACUGAAUAAGCCAUUUAAAGCGCUGGUAGUCGUGUUUUAUCAGAUAAAUUUUAUCUGAUAAAACACUCCUACGCGUGCUUUAAAUAUAGUCCUUAAAAACAGACUAACACGUUCAUUUACAUAUAUAAUUAAAAGUGUUCAAACGUUCAAAUAACUAUUUUUAUCAACAUAUCUUCAAAAAUUUAAUUAUUUUCCUCCAAUAUCAAAUAGUAAUAUUGUAAAAUAAGCCUCGUGCAAUGGAAAAAUUUUGAUAUGCCAUAUGGUCAAGUCAAAGCUAAAUGUCAUAGCUCGUAUGAAGCUACGGUGCACCGAACGCAGCUUUCGGAAGUUACUGGAUAUCAUCGUAAACUUCCUGCGUAUAUAAAUUUGUACACAACGACAUUCUAAUUCUGUGACGACAGAAAAUGUGACCCGAAUGAUCGAACGAACGACAAACAAAUCUCAAAUGCUUUUGCUAAAAUACAUAAGUCGCGUGGGGAUCUGGCACGAGUAAAAACUGUAAAUAUUGUCAAGAAUAUGUGGCUUCCUUCGCUUCGCUCGGCAGCAAUAAUAUAUAAUUGUUAUAUAAAAAUGUUUUUGUGAUUUCCCGAAAUUCGUGUUUAAGAUCCAGUGCGGCAAGUUAGAGGAUGCAGCUCGGGAAUUUUUGCCUCAUUGGGAAACAUUACUUCGAACUCUGUCACAAAAUUUUGUUUUAAUCUUUAAAAUAUAACUUGUUGAAUAAAAACAUGCACUCAGCUAUUUACUGUUGAGAGAUAUAACUGAUUUAUUUCAUUUUAUUUUAACCAAAUCAUCAUGCCGAGUUUAAAGCUGAUACUCGUAAAUCAAACGGUACGUCGAAGUAUUACCAGCCUUGUUUAUCAUAAAGUUUGGUAGGAAUAUUUGAACACACUUCUACAAUUUCGAAAAUGGAUCCAGCUAAAAUAUGGCACAUGUAUAGUUUCUACAAAAGAUAAUACCAGGCCACAACAUAAUGAUUGGUUUACUGCAAAACGCGGCAAAUAUUGAAAUGGAUUCAAAUUAAUUAAAAUAAAUCCCCUAAACUGUGUGCUCUUCAUCAAAAUAUAAAAGUGAUUUAGAAAUUUUCGAGCUUCUGAUGCGUUACAAGCACUUUGUUGCCUUAUCAAGUUAGUAUUUAAUGUCGCAUCAACCAAAUGUGGAGUUUCGAAACAAUAUUUAACGGAGUGACGUCAUAACGUUGAAUACAAAGAAAAUCGUAUUCAGAGUUAUGAAAGGCUGUGGAAAUACGAACACGAAAUGUGGAAACAUGACUAAACCAACAUAGUGUCACCUUUGGUCGUGUUUUCAGGUUUAAAGGGAUCCAAUUUUGAAAUAAAAUAUUAAUAAUUAACAAUUAUUUGCCGAAGGCCAGGUGAUUAUCGGAGAAUAUUCGCCGAGACGAAGUCGAGGUGAAUAUUCCCCCAUAACCACCGAUCCUGAGGCGAAUAAUUGUUUUAGUAUUUUUGAGUUCUUUAAUUUGGGACUGAAUUUAUUUUAAUUUUGCUUAUUUAUUUACCAGUAUAAUGGCCACAAAACGGCUAGCCGCCAUUUUGAAAAUUUCGGUUUUGUUAUAUUCACCUAUAGGUGAAUAUAACAGCUUAAUACGUCAAAUUUGACCAAUCAAUUUGUAGGAUUUGUUAUGUUCACUUGUGCAAAAAUACUAAUACUGAGUAUUAACGAAAUUAUGGAACAAAAAAGGAAAUAUGCUAUGUUAUAGGCUACAUACAGGUUUGUUAUUAAUUCAACUUUCGGGUGUCGGUCUGGCACUGAGUUUCCGAAUAUUUUCUGCUAUUUACAGGUGUUGUUUUAUAGUUUUAAGUUAUGCCCAUGGUCAUGAUAUAGUUCUUAAAUAUAUAAUAAUUAAAUAUAUGUAAGGGUGCAAAAUAAAUAGCAGACAUAAAACCAAGACGAAAAACAAACCCUUGGGGCUUAACUGGCUCAGAUGUGUCAAGUGAAGGGAAGCAUAAAAGGUUUCUAUACAAGUAAUCCUGCACGAGAGCGGGGAUACUUUAAAACGUAAUUAGAAAUACAGGCUUGCAGAAACCCCUCGCCUUUAUUUCUCUAAACAUCUUUUUGACAUGAAGCAUUGUAAAUUACGCCACCACUGAACGCCGGCUUGCGUUCCUCGCGUCAUGUUAACCACACGGCAAAACGAAUGCACGAUCAUUGUUUUUAAUUUCCAUUUUUUGUAUAAACAGCAAAAAAUAUUAAUGAAGCUUAACUCUUUUAACUUUCGAACAAUCAAUUCCUAAAUAUAUAAAGUAGGUACAUGUUAUUUUUCACUUUAUAAGUGUGAAUUCAGGAUAAUAAUUAUUCGACAUUGAACACUUCACGAAAUAUUUAUUUAACUUUAAAUUAUAUAAUUAUGCCGUUUCAGUUGUUUGGCAGACUAGUUUUUGCCGAUUAAAUUAAAUUAAUAGUAUUUUUAUUACUUGCAACGAAAUCAGAUAAAUCAUAGAGUUUGCUCUUGGAAAUAAUAAGUUUUUCUUAGUUCUAGAAGAAAAUUAGGCCGUUUAGGAGGCAAGUGGAAAACGCAUAAGAAACAAAGCAAACUUAAUUGCUUUUAUUUCAUCAUUUCCCAUAUUAUAUCUCAAAUAUGGGAUAUGUUCAAAGGGUGUCUGCAUGCUGAUGUAAUAUACAAAAAACUCUUUACAUCUCGCUGGUAAGAUCACAUCUUAUCUAUGCCAGCCAAGUAUGGUCUCCCUGUUUUCGUGGUUCUAUUUACUUGAUGCGAAGUUUGGAGAAAGUACAAAGAAGGGCUACACGUUUCAUCCUUCGUGGAUUUGAACUCGACUACAAGUGCCGGCUCAUUCAAUUAAAGUUAUUACCCCUGUGUUACUUCCUAGAAUAUCUUGACCUCCUUUUUCUUUUCCGUUGUAUAAACGGCGAAAUACGUCUCGACGUAUCAAGAUUUGUACAAUUUUCACACUCCAAGACUCGCUGUGGAACCUCGGGGAUGGAUCUCCGCUUAAAUUUCGCUUGAACAUCUACAUUUCGCGAAUCAUUUUUCAUUUGUAUCUGUCCUAUGUGGAAUGCGUUACCUCUUGAUAUACGUACUUCAGAGCGCACAUCAGGUUUUAACACCCGACUGAAAAUGCUACUCUUUGCUCGCCUUCAGUCCGCAUUCGACUCGGAAAAUACACCGCGUACGUGGCAUAUAAUCUGUCCCAUUUGCAGAAGCCACAAUGUGGACGCAGCUUGUAGCUGCUAACUUAACAUUUUAAAAAUUUACGUUAAGUAACUGUUUGUAUAUUAUAUUGUCUGUUAUAUAUGUUGUAAUCUAGAGUCAAGCAUUGUAAGGGACCACGUGUCCUAUUGCUUGUCUCCUGUCAACUUGUCUUUUGUUGCAAAUGUCUUAAAUAAAUAAAAUAAAUCUCUUCUUCUCAUUUAUUUAAAGUACAAUUAAAAAAAUCGCUUUACUGCUCACUCUACGAAACAACGUUUUCAUAUAUGUCUUCAUUCUUUUAAACUGAAAUAUUUGCAGUGGGCUCAUUCCACUCCUGGCAGUCCGCCAUAUUUUGAGAUCAGUGAGAUGACCACCCACUAUACCCUACUUUUGAAACUGCUAACAGCCUUCCUUUUCCCGGGUAUAAAUAGCCGUGCGGAACCUCCGCGUCGUUGACUCGGGGACGAGUUAAAAUACGAAUUGUUUCCUGUAUUAUAGCAUGUCGAAUGGAAAGAAAUUCGUGUACUUGAGUACAUGGAAUUCAAGGAUAUAAAACUGGUCGAAAAAUUGCAAAAGUUAGAUUUUCCACAACUUGUCAAGGUUAUGGCUGUUAAUCCUUUUGGACCCGAUCGACUAGAAAUGGUUUGUAUUGUACAGUAUAUAAUGCUUUGACCUGAAGUUAAUUAUAAAAUAAAAUUUCACCCGUAACACGUAAAAUCUAUAUGAACCAGCCACCACAUUCAUUGAAUGUUCUAAAUCCUGUACCAACGAAUUAUCGACUAACAAUAAAAACAGAGAAUAUAACUCGUUUAUAUAUAACAGAAUAUAGAUCUAUUUUAUUGUUGUUAGCCAGGUAAAGCAACGACGAACACAACUCGUUGAACGGCCAAUUGUUAUACUUUUGUUGCCGUUUUAGUCGGCGCUACCAAACCUAUGAAGAACCGUGUAAGAGUUUUGGCUUCAACAGGCUCUAAAAACGACAAAGAUCGGCAGCACACUCACCUACGACAGUGGGCAAUGUUGGAUUGUUUUUCCGUCGUGACCACUAAGUCCAGAAUUCCCGCACGCGUCACGUCUUGUGACGUCAUUAUGCAUGAGGUCUAUAUUGAGUAUUGAUUUGUCAUAUAAAACGAAAGAUUAUUGAAAGCUUACGAACCCCUUAAUAAAUUUUGUUUUGAUUCUGGCAUUUGGUAGGGUGGGUUAGUCAUGCACAUUCUCGCCACGAGCUUUUUUUACUUUCGUCGCACGUGCUGCUGUAGGAAGCCUCCUUAAAAAGUAUUCUAGUUAUUUCAGUUGUUAAACACUAAGUGCUAACUCUUUCACGACAUGUCGGUUUCGCAUCACAUUACGAUUCAUUUUUUCUAAUGUAAAUAUCGCGACCAGUAUUUACCUCCUUUAAAACAAAACCAACCAUUGUAAUCCUCACAAAAUAACCUUUCGAACGGGGGGUUAAGUGUCGUCAAAACAUUAUACAAACCGAAGCAAUCAUAUAUUUAUACGCACCGCUUGGCCAAACAUUCAAACGAGAAAAAGUUGAAUAUUAUCUAAACUUUUCGUCAUUUUCUAAAAGGCUAUAUGAGUAAAUACUCUAAGGCGCAGACACAUUAUAUCUGUUGUGCGUACCGCACGUUCCUGGGAGGCAUUUUGUUUUAUUUUUAUUAAUACUUUAUUGUAAAGGAUUGCUAUACGAUAUGUUUGUUAGCCUCUUUUUCAUUGCAGAUUUCUGAGAGCUUCCCACAAGGAAAUGUUCUGGAUGUGUUGCUGGAUCGACCAAACCUUCGUAAAAAUUUCAAAUCGUACAUUUUGCAAGCUGGUAGAGCCGUUACCUACCUUCACGAACAGGGAAUUGUGCACAGAGAUUUAAAAGUUGAGAACUAUCUUAUGGAAUUAAAUAAUAUAACAGUGAGUGUUUA